CAUUUCUGGAGCCAAUUUAGGACCAAUGAAAAUUUCGUUCCUGACCCCACCCCUAGGAAAGCUUAUAAAAGCUUUCCAGUUGCUGAUCUUUGAAUCCUGUUUGUUGCGAGAAUCUGAGCUCUAGGCCUUGUAGCAUUAUUUUCAGUUAUGUCUGGCCGCGGAAAGCAAGGAGGCAAGGCCCGCGCCAAGGCCAAGUCGCGCUCGUCCCGCGCAGGUCUGCAGUUCCCGGUGGGGCGAGUGCACCGUCUGCUACGCAAAGGCAACUACGCCGAGCGGGUGGGGGCCGGCGCGCCUGUCUACAUGGCGGCAGUCCUCGAGUACCUGACCGCCGAAAUCCUGGAGCUGGCGGGCAACGCGGCCCGAGACAACAAGAAGACGCGCAUCAUCCCUCGUCACCUGCAGCUGGCCAUCCGCAACGACGAGGAACUGAACAAGCUAUUGGGCAAAGUCACCAUCGCCCAGGGUGGUGUUUUGCCCAACAUCCAGGCCGUUCUAUUACCAAAGAAAACUGAAAGCCACAAAGCCAAAAGCAAAUAAAUCCAGACAAAGUGAACCAAA
Orcinus orca (killer whale) is the source of this 558-nucleotide messenger RNA. Its product is annotated as histone H2A type 2-C. The coding region runs from base 148 to 537 and encodes 129 amino acids. The record is from RefSeq and is a predicted model, not a curated record. Lineage: Eukaryota; Metazoa; Chordata; Mammalia; Artiodactyla; Delphinidae. The transcript has a single exon. Gene Ontology annotation, cellular component: nucleosome. Gene Ontology annotation, molecular function: structural constituent of chromatin; DNA binding; protein heterodimerization activity.